This is a messenger RNA of Argiope bruennichi, 3095 nucleotides long. It is a transcript of the gene Smug, whose product is annotated as single-strand selective monofunctional uracil DNA glycosylase-like. Gene Ontology annotation, biological process: base-excision repair. The transcript is spliced from 3 exons. NCBI's taxonomy places the organism in Eukaryota, Metazoa, Arthropoda, Arachnida, Araneae, Araneidae. The coding region runs from base 411 to 1160 and encodes 249 amino acids. The record is from RefSeq and is a predicted model, not a curated record. Gene Ontology annotation, molecular function: single-strand selective uracil DNA N-glycosylase activity; oxidized pyrimidine nucleobase lesion DNA N-glycosylase activity.
AUUUUUUAAAGUGAAUAAGUAAAUACCGAAUAAAGAAAAAAGCAAAUAGAUUCUUUGCGGUAUAAUGAAAUAAAGAAAAGAAUGUAUAGUUAGGAAUUUGAUUAAAAAAGAUUUAGAAACAGCUGUUAAGUAAUCGUAAGGGGGAGUUGGUGCAGAACCAUAUUGUAAAUAAAUGCUAGUUUUGGUUUCUGAUUCAGUGGAUUUUUGUUUACCUCUCUUAAGUAUCACGUGGUGAUUAUUAUGUAUAAUUAAUAGUUACAUUGCAGCUGUAUGCAUUAACUAUAGCAGUUACUUUUGAGAAGGUUGCGAAAAAUCAUUUUAGGAAUCACAGGGAAGGAGAAAAAAAAUUUUUACUUUGUGUUUGGAAUGUUUUAUUUUUAACAAAUAUUAAUUUGCUAUAAAUUUUAAUAAUGGAUAAUUAUUCAAUACCAAACUUACUUCUGGAAAUAGAGCAGGAACAAUGUAAAUUGUUGUCAGAUUUGACAUUUAGUGAACAUGUUCGCUACAUAUACAACCCUUUAUAUUACGCUAAAGAAACACAUGAGUUUUAUGUAAGGACUUACUGCAAUGGCCAAAAGAUUGUCCUUUUUCUUGGAAUGAAUCCUGGACCAUUUGGAAUGGCACAAAAUGGAGUUCCAUUUGGUGAUUCUGCUUACGUAAAUAAUUGGCUGAAAAUUAUGGGGAAUGUUUUUAAACCUGAUGAGGAGCAUCCUAAAAGAAAAAUAGAAGGUUUAAAUUGCAGCAGAUCUGAGGUUAGUGGAAGCAGGUUUUGGUCUUUCAUGGAAGAUGUUUGUGGGACACCAGAAAAUCUUUUUAAGAACUGUUAUGUUCAUAAUUACUGCCCUUUCUCCAUGAUGACAGAAUCUGCAAAAAACAUCACUCCUGCAGAUCUGAAGGCACAGGAAAAGAAAGCAUUACUUCAAAUUUGUGAUGAAGCUUUAUAUAAGAUAAUUAUGCUUCUGCAAGUGAAGAUUAUUGUUGGAAUAGGAAAAUUUGCUGAAGUGAGAGCUAAAAAAGUAGUAAACACAUAUAAUAUACCUGAUAUUACAAUUAUUAAUAUUAUGCACCCUAGUCCAAUAAACCCAGCUGCUAACAAAGGAUGGAAAGAUAUAGUUUAUGCAGAACUUGAGAAGUCAGGAAUUCUUAAAUAUAUGACAUAACUAUUUUUUAUGGGACAAAAUCAUUUUUUACUUAAAGUUUCAUAAAUUGCAUACAAAAAUUUUCUCCUGUACAUAUAUUAAAAUGUAAAUAGUUAUGUAUUUGUUUAUACAAUAAAUGUUACCUGAAAAUAUCUUUUUUUUUUUUUGAAGUUUUUGAAAAAAGUUGUUAAACUUUUUUCAAAACAAACUUAACAAACUAAAAAUAAUUUCCAUUGAAAUACAGACCCUUCAGAAAAUUAUUAAAACUAUGUCUUUUGAAAUUAAACUAAUGGCGUUUCUUUCUUUUAGAAAUAAGUAGUAGAAAAAAAAUACAAUUUUUAAAAACAAUUUGGCUCUAAAUAAUCCAAAAUUUUUAUUUUUAAGUAUCUGAAUGAUAUUUUUUUUAAAAAAUUUAUACUUUUUAUUCUGAAUGAUUUUUAAUAAAAGAAUACACAUGUGUAUAAAACAGAUGAGUUCAUCAAAACCAAAUGAUAGCUAAUGUGAAAUACUGAAGGAAGCUUUUAUGUAAGAGAAUUCUGAUGCCUUCUGGGUGUCAUUUUCCCAACAGCCACAAAUUGCUUAUCUCCUAUUUAUUAUUAUUCAUUUUUCUUAUACAUUAAAUUCUCAGUGUGAGAAAAUAACUAUACCGGUCUUUAAAAAAAAUUCAAAAUAAUUCCAGGCCAUUCAAUUUUUUCAAGUAUUGCAGUUCCACAGUCCUAAUGGAUGAGAUGCAACUGAAUCAAACAUGAUAUCGAUUUAUUAUUAUUAACUUGAAUUUCAAUUAUGCGUGCUUCAUAAUAUACUGAAAGAAAAUAAAAUUCGAAACAUCAAGAAGGAGUUAUCAAUAAAUAAAAUUUGAAGAUGGUGAAGCAUGUUUGCAUAUUUCAAAGAUGACAUCUAUUCAAAUUUCACACUUGAAGAAGAAAAGCUAGUAGCUCUUUUAUGAACUUGAAAUUACAUAUGCUUCAAAUAUGUGAUGUAAACUUUGUGAGUAUUAUUUCUUAGAGUUGUAUAAACUAGAUUUAAAUCAAGAAUGUCUUUAAAGAGGUGAAGAAAGUAUCAAUAAUUUAUUGAGUUUGAAUGAGGCAAUGCAAUAACGCUGCAAGAAGUAUUUUCUUUUUUGCAAUAUUGUGGAAAAACUUGGCUUGGUUAUAUCUAUUAUGAAUGAUUGCUGACAGGAGGGAUUAUAGGAAGGUAUGUAUGUAGAAAACUGGUAUCCACUACACACAUCACUACUAAGAGGAAAACUGUUGUAAGGCUGUGAUGCAUUGUUCUGCUGCAGGAAUUUCAACUUUUUUGUAGUCGGGGCAUUAAUAAAUUCAUUAUUUGGGAGACAAAUCUGGACUAUAUUAUCUGUAACAUUCAUGCUACUGACUCCAAAUCACUGUCAUAUGUGAUUUAAAUAGUAUCUGGCUAGUACUCAUUGGACUGCAGAAUGGAGAUAUGUUAUAUUUUCAGAUGAAGUUGCAAAUGAGAAUAUGUUCAUUAAACUGGUGAUUGAAACCAUUGUUGUGCUAUUUUUGAUCACUACUCCAGAAGACAUUUUCUAAUGAGAAAAUGCUGGUUCCCAUAUUGCUACUGCCACUACUGAGUAACAACAUAUUGCCUUGGUUAGAGAUCACAUCUUUCUGCCAUAAAGCAAUAAUGAGAUAAUAUUGGAUAAUAAAUUUAACGUCAAUCUACAGCCAGCACAAACCAAUACUUAUUUUACAGACCGUGUAUAACAAGCAUGAUACAUCAUACAGAGUGGCAUAUAGCACCUGUGUGACACAUUCCAUAAAUAUUUGCAAGUUUGAAAUUAUUAAUGCAGCACCAUUUCCCAUUUGAAGUGGCUCAUCUUAAGUAUGUUUUAAACUGUGAGUUUGAAACUUUAGAGAAAUAGAAUUUAGAUAAAAUAUUUAUUUAACUAAACUAAUAUCUUUUUGAUUUUCAACCAGUGCAUUAUUUUUCUUAAUU